GAGGUAUGGAGAUGCACAGAAGAAUCUAAGGAGAAGUGAGAGAAGGGUGAAGGAACUAGUUUUCCAGCAGGAUGAAGACAGAAAGAAUCAUGAAAGAAUGCAAGCACUUGUGGAUCAGCUUCAGUCCAAGAUUAAAAGCUACAAGAAGCAGAUUGAAGAAGCUGAAGAGAUUGCUGCUCUCAAUCUGGCCAAAUUCAGACAAGUUCAAGGAAAUGCAGCAGAGUCAAUG
Molecule: messenger RNA, 229 nt
Organism: Eurytemora carolleeae
Lineage: Eukaryota; Metazoa; Arthropoda; Copepoda; Calanoida; Temoridae
Product: myosin heavy chain, muscle
Exons: 2
Cellular component (GO): myosin complex
Source: RefSeq, a predicted model, not a curated record